CAGGUCUCGGGCCCUCAGGCGGAACGGCGGGCGCCGGACCCCCAGGAGGAGCGACAGGUCUUGGGCCCUCAGGCGGAGCGGCAGGCGCCGGACCCCCAGGCGGAGCGACAGGUCUCGGGCCCUCAGGCAGAGCGGCGGGCGCCGGACCCCCAGGAGGAGCGACAGGUCUCGGGCCCUCAGGCGGAGCGGCGGGCGCCGGACCCCCAGAUGGAGCGACAGGUCUCGGGCCCUCAGGGCGGAGCGACAGGUCUCGGGCCCCCAGGCGGGGCGGCGGGCGCCGGAUCCCCAGGCGGAGCGGCGGGCGCUGGACCCCCAAGCGGAGCAACAGGUCUCGGGCCCCCAGGCGGAGCGGCGGGCACCGAGACACCAGGCACGACAGUGGGCUCCGAGUCAACUGGUAUGACCGCAGGCACUGGGUCAGACAUUGGAUGGUCUGGCUGG
Molecule: messenger RNA, 441 nt
Organism: Staurois parvus
Lineage: Eukaryota; Metazoa; Chordata; Amphibia; Anura; Ranidae
Source: the annotation of a GenBank genome assembly